Aspergillus sclerotioniger CBS 115572 is the source of this 2688-nucleotide messenger RNA. Its product is annotated as ELMO/CED-12 family protein. The transcript has 3 exons. The record is from RefSeq and is a predicted model, not a curated record. Bases 205 to 2298 code for a protein of 697 amino acids. NCBI's taxonomy places the organism in Eukaryota, Fungi, Ascomycota, Eurotiomycetes, Eurotiales, Aspergillaceae. Gene Ontology annotation, biological process: actin filament organization; cell motility. Gene Ontology annotation, cellular component: plasma membrane.
CGCUCAGCCGGUACUCCGUAGAUGAUGUUGAUUUCUCUGAGCCUCGAACUCCAAAGUUCUUCCAGGGCCAUGUCAUUCGCAUCUUGCUGCUUGUAUCAGCUUCGGUCAUAGAACGGGUACGGCUACUGAAUAGCUGGCAUACCCUCCUCCCUUAACAACAGUCCGUGCUCCAAUUCCGACCGGAGUACGACACUACCUCCUGCCAUGGAAACCAGCGUUUCUGAGCUAGUUGAGAGGCUAGGAAGCGAUGAAGAUGCGGUGCGCAAGAUGGCUGUUUUCAAGCUUCAGGGAAGCAUUGGAGAUCCUUCAUUCGCCGAUAUCUUCAUUGCGGAAGGGGGACUGGCCAAGUUACGCUACCUGACCAUACAUGCAAGCGGUAACACCUUGGCAUAUAGCCUCACCAGCUUCGCAAGAUUACUAGAAGUUGACAAAGGCUGGGAUCUAGUAGAUCAGGAAGUGGUUGAAAGAGUUGUUGAACUUAUAGUGACGCACCCAUUGGUCAAUAUUCUGAGGGGUGCAAUGUCCAUCUUAGUCUCUACUGUGUCACAUCCCUACACAGGUAAUCACUUAUCACAGGAUGGGAAUUUCGGCUUUCGUGCAUUGAAGCCUGCAAUUGCCAUAUACCCGCAAUUCCUGGAAAUGCUUGUCAAUAGACUUUCAUCUGCAGAUCAUGCACUUUGUGCCAAUGCACUCCAGUUGAUUAACUCUCUGAUGCGUGACUCCAUCACGAAUGAGUUAGAUACAGAGUGGCCAAAGUUCAUACAGAAGCUGCAGGAUCUGGGUGUGAUCAGAGCAGUCUACUCCCUCAUGCAAGGUACUGCCUUGCAGGAUCACAUGCACCCGUUGAUAGAAUUCCAGUCUCUCACCAAAGUUCUCAUCAAAAAAUGGAAAGAGAUAUCGCUAGACUCAGAAAGGCCAGAGCAUAGGAGGGCUCUGAAAGGAAUUUACUUGGCUAGUUCACACGAACGCAGCCAGGACAAGGGAGUCGAGAAUAGCGACGAUGUACGACAUACAAAAAGACACAAUCCAGAAAAAUGGAGGCGUCUUGGUUUUGAAACGGAAAGCCCGUCGACGCAAUUUGAGGAUACAGGUUUCUUGGGGAUGAUGGAUUUGGCAGAUUAUGUCAGAAAUCAUCAAGAUGAAUUCCAGAAAAUGCUUCUGGAACAGUCCACGAAACCUACACAGCAGCGAUGCCCCAUCGCCCGUGCUUCGCUAUCUGUCACUUUGAUUCUGUAUCAGCAUUUUGAGGUGGACAAGUCGGAGAUGGAUGAUGCUAAAGGCUAUCUCCUACUAGAGUCUCGCUCUAAUCUCGAUAUGCUUUUUGAGCCUCUACUGUUGCAUUGGACCAGAUUGCAUGUUGCAGGAUUGCAUGCGUUCUUUCGUCUAUGGAAGGCUACGGGAGCGGAGGUUGAAGAUUACGGAAAGCUUGUUGAGCUUGUUCGCAUCUUGAUUGAAUCUGUUGUUGGCGGAGCACCUCGCACAAAGGAUGUGCAAGAAGUGGAAGAAGAACUGGCAAACUUUGAAUACGGCCGGCUCCGCGAAUUACAAAUGGAGCUAUUGGAGCUCACGUAUGAAGAUGCCUGGGGUCAGCAUUUGCGACAAAUGCGUGAAGAACUGUACCAUGAAGCCCUUCAGUUCGUUAAAGAACAGAGAAUUCGCUGUUUGUUGCAGGGUGCAUGGUUCCCUAACGAGAGUCCGCAUAGUUCAGAGGCAGUGAACGAAAAAUUCUCAUGGAGAUACACUCAACUUUCGCACAAUAGGAGGUUCCUACACUUUGGUGAUUUCAGUGCCGUCGAAGAAAACUGCCCGGAACUUGACGCCCUACCGGAGAAGAUCGACCUUUCAUUGGUGUCUUCAGUAGUGUCAAAUGUCGGUGCUUCAUCCAAGGAUCACACGGUCUCGAGUGCAAAAGACAUGGCCCACGCUAUUUCAUUUACGAAAAUUACUGUCCACGGAUACCCAUCACCUGCGCCCACUAAUGGGGAUACGCGGAAAAAUAAUGGUCAUCGUCGAACCUCGAGCAAAUCUGCGCAUGGGGAAUCUGUGUUGCUGAGUCUUUGUCCACCGUCCCCUAGCGUUGCGUCUGAAUGGCUUGAUGGGUUGCUGAUGCUUCUCAAUCAACAGCCCAUAACGGCAGAGACGAACAAGCUUCUGGAUUCAGUCAGCAACUACGGACUCAAGAUCCGCUUGUUGAAUGUUCGAUUCGAUGAUGUGGCAUUCGCAGGCGAUGCCCCACAGGUUCCUUCCCGAGAUGGCCUUGAUGACAAUUACUACUAUGAUGUUUUUGGUGGCUCAUAGUAACAGUUUUGUCGUCAGAUUGGUUAAAUCAUACAAUAUGUCAAAGGUACGAUAUAAUUAAGAGGUUCUUCAAAUGAUGAUAACACGGCAAAUUUGAGCAUGGCGCAUUGGGGAUCAUUGGCGCAGAGAAUAUUGGCUUGGUUGGAAUCUCUAGUCUCCUGGGAGAUCCAACUGUCAAUAUAACUCACCUAUGAUUAAUGACACAUAUUGAAUAGACUUAUAUAGUAUGUCAAAUAGUUCGGAAGUUAUUCGUGUAGUUUUCCUCCAUCUUCCUCGUUGUGCUUCCUGUACUUUCACCUGUUUGAUUGUCCCAGUUCUACUCUGUAUUUAAUUUUUCUACUCUGUAUUUAAUUUUGAUACCUUGGAGAGGAACAACACCUUUGAGACCGG